GCCCACUGCGCAUGCGCUGCUCUGUCACAACGCGCACCAGUGCUGCUGCUGCUAAUCUACAGUGUGCUGAGGGAUAGUCGCUGUCGAGGUUGAUCACAUUGAUAAUGUUUUGCUGAAACUGGUGGCAUAUUUCUGAUCUCCGGUCCAGGACGCAGAAUCAUGCUGCGCGUGUGUUGGAAAGGGGCGCGUGCAGCGGCGCGGUGUGGGAAAGCGUCGGCCCAGCCGUUACAGCACUGCCGCAGAUACACCACAGCCGGACACUCCGGGUCUUCUGCGGGGAAGGUCGUGGCCGCCGGUCUGCUGACGGUGGGUGGCGGUGUUGGCGGGACGAUCCUCUAUGCCAAAUGGGAUCCGAAGUUUCGUGCAAACAUAGAGAAGAGCGUCCCGUACUCUGAUCAGGUGUUCGAGAUGGCGCUCGGGCGGCCCGCGCCUCCACCCGCUCCUGUGCUGAAGAAACCGGGGAAGAUCGAACCCCUGCAGAUCUCCUCCGUAUCCGAAGCGCUGAAGGAGUCCAAGCAGCCGAAAGCUAAAGCUGAUCCGACACCUGUAAAAGCAGCGGCGCUGGCAGAAGAAGCUCCGGCUCCGGCACAGACACUCCAGGAAGCCUCAGCAGAGGCCGCUCACAUAAUCUCUGCUAUCAGCGAUGUGCCCUCUAUGCCCGCGCCGGGUACGAGUGACGAAAGCCCCGCGCCGGCAGCUGAAGAGUGUCAUCAUGAGCCUGAGCUGAAGGAGAGACCGGCGGAGGAGGUGAGCGCUCGACUCGAGGAACAGGACCAAGCGGAGCAGCGCGUGCUGACAGCUCUGACGGCGGGGCUGGAGGAGUCUCUGGGCAGCUCUGCUAAGGUCACCCUACAGGCCAUCGGAGCGCAGGAGGCGGCACUCGCUGCCAUCACGGCACACACUGACCAGCUCAGAGAAGCCAUGGACUCACAGACUCCUCCAGAUGAGAAGUCAGCGCAGUGGAAAGCUCUGACUGAAGCUCUGAGCGAAAGAACCAGAGCUGUGGACGAGGCUGGAGACGCCCUGCUGAAAGCCAAAGGAGAGCUUGAGAAGCUUCGUGAAGUGAUCAAUAGCGCAAAGCAAAGCAAGCUGGAGUCGGCGAGACCUCAGAUCCUGGCGGCCGAGGAGAACCUGCACAGCAUGAUCGUGGAUCUGGACCGAGUCGUCACCAAGGUGCAGACGGCGCAGUCCGAGGCGAAGGUCGUGUCUCAGUACAGUGAGCUGGUGAACGAAGCCAAAGCUCAGUUCCAGCAGGAGCUCGCCAACAUCACGCCUGAGAUCCAGGCAAACUGGAAGGGACUCGCAGGGAAGCUGAGCGCUGAUGACCUGAACUCCCUAAUCGCUCAUGCGCACCGGCGUAUUGACCAGCUGAACCGCGAGCUAGCGGAGCAGCGCGUGCGCGAGCAGAUCCACAUCGAGGCGGCGCUGGAGCAGCAGAAGCUGGAGGACCAGAAAGCGCUGGAGCGAGCCGUAGCGUCGGCACUCGAGCACAGCCGAGAGGACAUCCGGAUCCAGCAGGAGAAGAAGCUCCAGGAGGUGCGUGAGGUGCUGGAGGCGGAGAUGAGGACUCAGCUAAGGCGUCAGGCAGCGGCUCACACUGAUCACCUGAGGGACGUGCUGAAGGUUCAGGAGCAGGAGCUGCGCCAGGAGGCUCAAGAGGUCCUGAGCAGUAAGAUGAUGGAGCAGGAGACUCAUUACCGCAGACUGACCCAGGAACAGCUGGACACCUUCACGCUGGACAUGAACGCGGCGUACGCCCGACUCAAGGGCAUCGAGGAGGCCAUCGACAGUCAUGUGACUGCUGAGGAAGAGGCCCGCAAGGCUCACCAGCUGUGGCUCUCCGUAGAGGCUCUGAACUACACGCUGAGGUCCGCCGGUGCCGACUCCCCCACCGAGCCUCUAGAGGGCGCUGUGCUCGCCAUCAAAGAAACCUGCGCGCAAAACGAGUUCGCCCAGGCGUUAGCCACCGCUAUUCCCGAAGAGUCUCUGAGCCGAGGCGUCUACAGCGAAGCUAGCCUCCGCGCGCGCUUCUACGACAUCCGCCGGCUCGCGCGCCGCGUGGCGCUCAUCGACGAGACCCGCAACAGUCUUUACCAGUACUUCCUGUCCUACCUGCAGUCCGUCCUUCUGUUCGAGAGGGUGGAAGAAGCGCCGCCGGCGAAACUAGCGGGCGAAGAUCUCGACACGUUCAAGCUGCUCGCCUACGCCACGUACAGCAUCGAGCGCGGAGACCUGGAACUAGCCGCCAAGUUCAUCAACCAGCUACGCGGCGAGUCGCAGCGCGUGGCGCAGGACUGGCUCAAAGAAGCCCGGCUCACUUUAGAAACCAAGCAGGUGGUCAGCCUGCUCUCGGCGUAUGCUAAUGCCGUGGGGUUGGGCACCACGCAGGCGCCUUAGCCACACCCACGUGACCUUAGCCACACCCACAUGAUCUACAUCACCCAUUGGCCACACCCACAUAUCCCUUAGCCACACCCACUCUGUGGAGAUUAUGUAAAUUACGAGGUCUGUCAUUUGCCCACUGUUAACGGAGCCUUCUGCUCAGCUGAUUAAUUUAUUAAUAGUUUCGUGUGCUAUCCAGAAAUCUGUCCGAAUUACGUUUGCAGGAAGUGUUUGCCCUUUAAACAGUUCUCAAGUGGCUCCUAUACGCGUAGAAACGCAUCUCCAGGUUUUGUUGAUCUCGACAGUGGCGGCACUCGGUGUAUAUGCCGCGCAUCUCACGGAUGCUAACCUGUUCACGGUGCACGUGUAACGCUACAGUUUCAAAGUUAUAUAUUUACUGGUUGUUUAUUAACGCAGACUGUUGAGAAUAAUCAGUGCUCUUCUCAUUCAGGAUUGGAGAUCAAUAAAUCACGUUUGUUGACAAGAA
Messenger RNA from Pimephales promelas (fathead minnow), 2869 nucleotides. It is a transcript of the gene immt, whose product is annotated as inner membrane protein, mitochondrial (mitofilin). The record is from RefSeq and is a predicted model, not a curated record. NCBI's taxonomy places the organism in Eukaryota, Metazoa, Chordata, Actinopteri, Cypriniformes, Leuciscidae. Gene Ontology annotation, biological process: cristae formation. Gene Ontology annotation, cellular component: MICOS complex.